Messenger RNA from Trametes versicolor FP-101664 SS1, 3628 nucleotides. Its product is annotated as PNTB-domain-containing protein. The transcript has 19 exons. Gene Ontology annotation, biological process: proton transmembrane transport; NADPH regeneration. The record is from RefSeq and is a predicted model, not a curated record. Gene Ontology annotation, molecular function: NAD binding; NADP binding. Lineage: Eukaryota; Fungi; Basidiomycota; Agaricomycetes; Polyporales; Polyporaceae. Gene Ontology annotation, cellular component: mitochondrial inner membrane. The coding region runs from base 72 to 3311 and encodes 1079 amino acids.
UGCGACGUUGCUCCCCAUCCACCGAGCUCUCCUCGAGAGGCCACCUCUACCUCGGUCGUCCACCGCCAGCCAUGGGCCUGGAUAUCCUGCUUGUGCGCUCGAGGGGCGUGCGCUGCAACGCGGCCUGGUCCGCUAGCGCCUCAUCUUCUAAAUUGCAAAUCUCGUGCUCCUAUCGCAAGUUUCACAUCGCUGCACCGCGACGAAACGCCCAGAGCGACGCUAGCCCUAAGACUGCGACUCCCUCCACACAGGAGCUGCCAGGCGUGCCGUACUCCUCGCUCAGAGUCGGCGUCCCGCUAGAGAUAUACCCAAAUGAACGACGCGUGGCCCUGACCCCCCAGAAUGCGCAGCUGCUCCUCAAGAAGGGGUUCGCGCAGGUGCUCGUAGAGAAGUCCGCAGGCCUAGAGGCGCAGUUCCUAGACGAACAGUACAGGGCGGCGGGCGCAGUGGUCGUAGACCGGAACGAGCUGUUCGAGCGCUCCGACAUCCUGCUGAAAGUCCGCCCGCCCGUCGCGGGCCAGGAGGCGGAGCUCGUCAAGGACAGCAGCACGCUCAUCUCGUUCCUGUACCCGAACCAAAACAAGGCUAUAAUCGAGGCGUUGGCUGCCAAGAAGUCGACCGCGUUUGCUAUGGAGAUGAUACCCCGUAUAUCGCGUGCACAGGUUUUCGACGCUCUGAGUUCCAUGGCAAACAUCGCUGGAUACAAAGCUGUCCUUGAGGCCGCCAAUCACUUCGGACGUUUCCUCACUGGUCAGGUUACUGCUGCUGGGUAUAUUCCACCUUGCAAAGUCCUAGUCAUCGGCGCUGGCGUCGCUGGCCUAAGUGCUAUCGCUACCGCAAGGCGUAUGGGUGCGAUUGUACGCGGCUUCGAUACCCGUGCGGCUGCUCGUGAACAGGUCCAGUCCCUCGGCGCUGAGUUCAUUGAGGUCCCCUUCGAGGAAUCCGGUGAAGGAGGCGGAGGCUACGCGAAGGAGAUGUCCAAGGAAUUCAUCGAGGCGGAGAUGGCGCUCUUCAUGGAACAGUGCAAGGAAGUCGACAUUGUCAUCACCACGGCUCUUAUUCCCGGUAAACCCGCCCCGAAGUUGAUCACGGAAGAGAUGGUCGCUGCCAUGAAGCAAGGCUCAGUAAUUGUUGAUCUCGCCGCGGAGACUGGAGGAAACUGCGCUGUCACCAAGCCCGGAGCGCUGUACGUCCACAAGGGCGUUAAGAUCGUAGGAUACACAGACCUGCCGUCGCGCCUGCCCACGCAGUCCUCUACUCUGUACUCGAACAACGUCACCAAGUUCCUACUCUCGAUCGGUGGUGAGGGUCGCUUCGCGGUCAACCUCGAGGACGAGGUCGUUCGCGGGUCCAUCGUCCUGCACAACGGCACCGCGCUACCCCCGGCCCCCCGCGCUGCUCCACCUCCGGUCGCUCCCCCGAGCGCGGCGAAAGUCGCGGAGGCUGCAGAGGCGCGCGCACUCACUCCAUGGCAGAAGGUGACGCGGGAGGUCGCGCUCGUCACCGGUGGGAUGGGCUCCGUGGUCGCACUAGGCAAGCUGACGGGCCCUGCGUUCAUGAGCAACUUCUUCACGUUUGGGUUGGCGGGCUUGAUCGGGUACCGCGUCGUGUGGGGCGUUGCUCCCGCGCUGCACUCGCCGCUGAUGUCGGUCACGAACGCUAUCUCUGGUAUGGUCGGUGUUGGCGGCAUGUUCGUCAUGGGUGGUGGAUACCUCCCGGCAACCAUCCCUCAAGCGAUGGGCGCAGCGUCGGUUUUGCUCGCUAGCGUCAACGUCGCUGGAGGCUUCGUGAUCACGAAGCGUAUGCUCGACAUGUUCAAGCGUGCUACUGACCCUCCGGAAUACACCUGGCUCUACGGUAUCCCCGCUAUCCUGUACACCGGGGGUUUCCUCUUUGCUGCUAGCACGGGCAUGUCCGGUUUAGUCCAAGCCGGGUAUCUGACGAGCAGUGUCCUCUGUAUCAGCGCGCUCUCCGGACUGGCGUCGCAAACGACUGCCCGGCAAGGCAACAUCCUCGGUAUCCUAGGUGUGGGCUCGGGCGUCCUCGCCUCCCUCGCCGCAGUCGGUUUCGAUCCGGAGGUCCUUGUGCAGUUCGCCGCGGUGGCGGCACUCGGUGGGACGGCGGGAACGAUUAUUGGUCGCCGGAUCACCGCCAUCGAGCUCCCGCAGAUGGUCGCCGCACUGCACUCCGUCGUCGGUCUCGCGGCGGUCAUGACGAGUAUUGCGAGCGUGCUGGCGGACCUCAGUCAUGCGUCGACGCUUCACCUCGUUACUGCCUACCUCGGUGUUCUCAUCGGUGGUAUCACAUUCACCGGAUCCGUCGUCGCGUUCCUCAAGCUCGCCGGCAAGAUGUCCUCGCGACCCGUCCGCAUCCCGGCGAAGCACUUCGUGAAUUCGACGCUGCUUGGUGCCAACAUCGCGUCGAUGGGGGCCUUCGUCACCAUGGCGCCCUCUGCGCCGCUCAUCGCCGCGGGCUUCCUGGCGGCGAACACCGUGCUAAGCUUCAUCAAGGGCUUCACGACGACUGCGGCUAUUGGAGGAGCGGAUAUGCCCGUUGUCAUUACCGUGCUGAACGCGUAUUCCGGCUUCGCCCUGGUCGCUGAAGGCUUCAUGCUGGACAAUCCGCUACUCACUACCGUUGGUUCGCUCAUCGGCGUCAGUGGUUCUAUCCUGUCAUAUAUCAUGUGCGUUGCCAUGAAUAGGACCUUGACGAACGUCCUCUUCGGAGGUAUCAGCGCGCCUGCGAACCAGCCGGAGCACAAGAUUGAGGGUACCAUUACGAAGACGAGCGUUGAUGACACGGCGGAUGCCCUGCUGAAUGCCGAGAGCGCCAUUUUGGUUGUGGGCUACGGCAUGGCCGUUGCGAAAGCGCAGUAUGCCAUCGCGGAUAUCGUCAGCCUGCUGCGUUCAAAGGGUAUCCAGACUCGCUUCGCCAUCCACCCCGUCGCUGGAAGGAUGCCUGGGCAGUGCAACGUCCUACUCGCAGAGGCGUCAGUUCCGUACGACAUCGUGCACGAGAUGGACGAGAUCAACGACGACUUCGGGAGCACGGACGUGACGCUCGUCAUCGGCGCGAACGACACCGUGAAUCCGAUCGCGCUCGAGCCAGGCUCGCCCAUCGCGGGCAUGCCCGUCCUACACGCGUGGAAGAGCAAGCAGGUCAUCGUCAUGAAGCGCGGCAUGUCCAGCGGCUACGCCGACGUGCCGAACCCGAUGUUCUUCAUGCCGGGCACGAAGAUGCUCUUCGGCGACGCGAAGGAGACGUGCGAAGCUAUCAAGAAGGGCUUGGAGUCGCGUGCCGCCUCCUCGUGAUCGCGCCGCCGCCACCGCCGGGGCCGUCGGGAUCACCCAUCUGUACAUGUACAUUGCCCAUCUGUUGUAUGUAUGUACAGGCUCCUACCCACCGUCCGCUUCGAGUUGAGGGGCCGAUCUCAGGUGGAGGGUGCGAGGUUUAUUCAAGUGGGCGGAGGGAAGCGCCGGGAGGAAGUGGUCAGGUGAUUUAAGUUGCAGCCCCUCAACUCUCAGCGACGGCUGGCACCAAACACAUGUAAAUAACGGAGGGCCGGCGGUUUAGCGCCAGAAGUGCCUCCAAAUGGCAGUCCAUCAACUGCAAGCGCUUCCUCAAUAAA